Molecule: messenger RNA, 1173 nt
Organism: Adineta steineri
Lineage: Eukaryota; Metazoa; Rotifera; Eurotatoria; Adinetida; Adinetidae
Source: the annotation of a GenBank genome assembly
AUGGCUAAUCUUCUUAAUACACUUCGUGAACGUACAUUACCUGAAUCGAAUUGGAUUCUUGUUCUUCCACCAUGGGGACCACAUUAUCAUUGGUUAUCUUAUAAUCUUCAACGUAGUCAAUUAUCAUGGUCAUUAUUUUUUGAUAUAAAAAGUCUUUCUCAUUUUAUACCUAUUAUUGAAUUUGAAGAUUUUCUGCAUUUAUCAUCAUCAAAAUCAAUGAUCACUAUUCCAUAUGUAUAUAAUCUACAACAUUUUAGUGAAGGAUGGGGAGAAAAUUUUGAAGAAAAAUUAGAAAUACGUAAAUGUAAUGAAGAAGUAUCCUAUGAAAAAAAAGAUGAUAAUUAUUAUCAUGGAUGGUUUUUUGGUUAUCAAGAUCGUGUACGUGCUAAACAAUUUGAUUGUCUCUCUGCUCAAGGCUUUGUUACUAUACUUGCUGAUCAUAUUAUAAAAAAUUUAACAUGGCCACAAGAUGUUAAUAAUGAAAAUCUAAUAAAAAGUAUUAUGUUUGAUCGAGCUGAAACAUUACUACACGUUGAUUAUGGUGGUUAUAAUUAUUGGCGAGCACGACGUAGUAUGCGAUAUGCAAGACGAUUAAUAAAUCUUGGUAAUCGUUUUCGUGCUGAUUAUUUAAAUUCUAUUGAUAUACAUGAUCGUACUAUACUUAUUGAUGAUUGGACUAAAAUGAAACGUCAUCAUGGUCAAGCACUUGGUGGUCCAUAUCUUGGUAUUCAUCUUCGUCGUCGUGAUUAUGUACAAGCACGUCCAGGACAUAUUCCAUCACUUGAACAUGCUGCAAAACAAUUAUGUUAUCAUCUUAAUCGUUUAAAUCUCUCACUUGUUUUUAUUGCAACAGAUGCUGAUGAGAAUGAAAUUGAUGAACUUCGUCAAUAUGCAUAUAAUAUAUGUAAUAUAUCUACGAAUCAGAUAUAUACUUAUAGACCAGAUGAAAAAAUUUUGGAAAAAAUUUUAGAUGGUGGAAAAGCAAUUGUUGAUCAAUGGAUAUGUGCACAUGCACGUUAUUUUCUAGGAAGUUAUGAAUCAACAUUUAGUUUUCGUAUUCAAGAAGAUCGAGAAAUAUUUGGUUUUGAACAAGAUUCAACAUUUAAUCGAUUAUGUGGUAAUAAUGAAGGUAUUUCAUGUGAAAAAUCAACUAUAUGGUCAAUUGUUUAUUAA